Messenger RNA from Capsella rubella, 845 nucleotides. Its product is annotated as calmodulin-A. NCBI's taxonomy places the organism in Eukaryota, Viridiplantae, Streptophyta, Magnoliopsida, Brassicales, Brassicaceae. Gene Ontology annotation, molecular function: calcium ion binding; enzyme regulator activity. The coding region runs from base 70 to 678 and encodes 202 amino acids. The transcript is spliced from 3 exons. The record is from RefSeq and is a predicted model, not a curated record.
GCACAAAUUGACUCACACACUCUUCAUCUUUCCAUUUUUCUUUUCUCUCAUCACAGGAAAAAAAAAACAAUGGGGGCUCAGACUACGUACGAUCAGGUCACCGAGCUUUGCGAAGCCUUCAGUGCAUUCGACGUGGAUGGUGAUGGUUGCAUUACUGCGAAAGAGCUCGGAACCGUGAUGCGUUCCCUGGGUCAAAACCCUACAAAAGCUGAGCUACAAGACUUGGUCAACGAAAUGGAUGCAGAUGGUAACGGCACCAUCGACUUCCUUGAGUUCUUAUGCGCAAUGAUUGACACAGACUCUAAGGAAAAAUUCAUCAAAGCGAUCAGCGUUGUGAGUCAGCUCACUGACGAGCAGCUCUCCGAGUUUAAGGAAACCUUCAGUGCAUUCGACAAGGAUGGUGAUGGUUGCAUUACCGCAAAAGAGUUCGUUACCAUGCUGCGUUCCUUGGGUGAAGACAACACAGAAGCUGAGGUUCAGGACAUGAUCAACGAAGUGGAUUUAGACGGUAACGGAACCAUUGAUUUCUUUGAGUUCUUGAGCAUAAUGGCUAGAAGCGUUGUGAAUCAAGGUCAAGUGACUCGUAAAAGAGACAGAACUGUUUCCAUCUUGAAGACCAUAGGGAACUCCCUUAGCACCUUCAGUAUCGUUGUCGACAUCAUUCAACUUUUGUUUUGAAAUGGCACGUACGUCAGUAAAGUUAUGCCAUUAAGGCAAUUCGAUAAAGUUACUGUGUGUUACCAUCUUCAGUUGUAUUGAAAAUGAUUUGCAUCCAAACUUCGUAUCUCGUAAUAUGGUUUCAUGAGUAUGGAAUAUAAUUGGUGUACCGCGUGUAUCAAUGUAUG